UUGCAGUAUUGCUAUCUAGGCUUGUAGUUCAGUGCUGCUUUGCGGAUGAUUUAGUUGCAUAUUUGGCUUCAACAAGUUCAUACAUGGAUAAUGCUUCAACAAAAUUAUGAUAGCAAAUUAUCGAAGGAUGUAGCAGAGUAAUCUGCACUGCAGUAUCGCCUAUUUGUCCACUGUCCAGCAAAUUUUGUAGACGCGGAUAUCCUUCAAUGGCGCAGACUUUAUUUUAAUCCGGGAGUGCUACCUCCGUUUAAACAGGAUGAGGUGCGGCGCUAUUAUGAGGUAUUGAGACAGCCUAUUGAUCGGGAAAAUUGUCCAGACGAAAUGGGGAAAUCAGUGGAUAAAAUGCCGCCCCCCGCUAACUUCUCUACGUCAAAUUCAGCUAUGUCCUCUCAGCGGAACGAUCUCGCAAGCCGACAACCUCCAGUGGUGUCGGAAGCUCUUCCUCUUAGCAUCCACUACACUGAAAAGGUCAAUUGAUUCUAUAGAACGUCUUCCUAAAAUAUCUCUUCCGUAGGAUGCUGUAACUUCAACCACAUAGAUACCUCUAAAGUUGGAACUGCAUUCUUGGAUGCGCCACUGGAAAUUUGUCUACAUCUUGCAAUUAUAAUAAAAUUUAAAAGGUAAGGCCCUGAAGUUUAUAGGUCUGUACAAUCUGGCAGUUCGAACUCCUUGGUAACGGGUUGUGCCAGAAGCGAGGGCCGGGAAGGAAUCAGUUUCUCUCCAGUAGAGCUCCUGCAGCUGUAGAGCUUCUCAAUGCAGAAGGCGCCUCCAAAUUCAAUGUAGACGGGGUGAGAAAGAUUCGAUUUCACUGCUACCUGUGGAUGUCUCUUACAAUCGAUACACAUAUUUUCAUUCACAGCUUUCAUGCGAAUGCCACAGCCUGAACUCCUCCCCGAGUUGAUGUUUGUCUUGGAGUGAUUGGACAAACUAGGGUUUGACGGACAACGCGAUUCUCCGAGAAGGGGAACCGAUGCCGAAAGAAAUUAUUGCAGUGGUGAGGCCCAGAAAUAUAUUUCUAAAAAAACAGGAAGGAAAAUAUGGCCGAACAGAUCAACAGAGCAUUCUCCCAGACGAGAUGGAGAUGAACCUCGAGGUGAAGGUAUUCGAUUUCGCUCCACCGGAGACAGAUGUGUUGAAGACUGGGAAAGACACAGGGGUAGUGUAUAGCGGGAAGACCAAGGCUACUGUGAAGCAAGAUGUGCAGGGACUGUACUGCUUUCAAACUCAGGGCAAUCAGCUGGAGCAUUUGUUCACGCAGAUGGGCACCUACAUGUUCCACUUCUCCCUGGUGAGCUCAAAAUACAAAGAGGUACCUCCAGCAGUAGUGCGUAUUAACGUGGCGCCCUCGAACACUGACAUGUGCGAUGCACGCUGCUUAGAACAGCCCAAAAGGAAGCGCAGAAGACCACGUGAAGACACGUCUGAAGCCACAAUACAGGAUGGUUCUUUAGACGUGGCACCCAUUGAUGAUGGGCUCGAGGAUGAUUUUGAAGAGCCUCCUCAUAUAGUGAACACAAAAAUCCAUGUCACGACCCUCGAUGUGAUUGUUUCAGUGAACGGGUUUUUUGCGAUUGCGGUAUUUUUGGGAUUAGCACUCAGCCCCCCGUUGCCUCAGUUUCAGGCAGCUACAACACUUGCGCCAGCCAGAUUGGAGUGCUGGCCACAAAUUAACGCUUACCGCUCCGUGUUCUUGUGGGAAAUUACCUCGUUUGGCUUCUUUCUCUUCUCCACUCUUGUGGCUCAUGGUUUCAAGCUCUACAUUGUUCUUGAGAAUGGAAAAGACAGAGAGAACUCGAACUAUGCUUCAGUGAGCCAGAGAUUUCUCCAGUAUGGAAUCUUGUCGUGCAGCCUGGGAUCAAUUCUAGGCGCCAUAGCUCUGAUAGUGUCGAUGGUGAUUCUGAUCGAAGUUAGAUUAGGUGCCCUUUUUUGCGGAAAUCCAUGGGCUGUUUUUACCACAGUGCCCUUCGUUCUCUUGGCAGUCACAGGAUGCGCCAUUUUCAUUGUUUCUGUAUUUUAUCAAGCGACGAAGGAUUCUGAUACGUCAUAAGUCAUACCAAAGACUCUGCAAAAGUCAGAAGAGCCAUCAGAGAUUCCAUUUGCUUAGUACACACACUGAAGUCCCAUGACAUUGAGAUUGUAUUCAGAACUGUAAAAACUACAUACCAACUUCACCUUUUGAUAAAUGUGCUCUCAGCACUGAACUUAAACUAACUGGUACAUUUCCGAAGUUUCC
This is a messenger RNA of Physcomitrium patens, 2233 nucleotides long. NCBI's taxonomy places the organism in Eukaryota, Viridiplantae, Streptophyta, Bryopsida, Funariales, Funariaceae. The record is from RefSeq and is a predicted model, not a curated record.